GAAACGUGCCAUAGAGUCCAGCACUACGCAACAAUGUCGUUUCUGCAUGAACAACUCGGUAACAUGCGAGGAUAUCUUCUGCAAGGAGACUACGGGUUCGAGCAUUUCUGAAAUGUUGAAUGGUCUUUUGAGCGAGGACUGCCAGGUUAAACGGGAUGCACUGCCGCAGUGUGCCUGCCUGGCCUGCAUACUGGCCACAAAAAGUGCCUUUAGCUUCAAGAUGAAGUGUGAGGAGAGCUAUCGAUUCUUGUCUCAGCUCCUGCUGAACACACGCGUUGCAGAGAACAAGUUUGUAGAUGAGGCACACAACAGCGAAGAUGAGAGGCCACCCAGUGAGAUACCCUUUGAAGAGGCUGGCUUCGAAGGGCAGCUAGAUAUAAAGGAAGGCUUGUCAGAGACGCAUGAGGUAGCGGAUCGGUUGGAGUUGGCAAAGGAAACCUGUCCCCACGUUGAGGGAAAUCAGGAAAUACAGAGGGUUAGACAGGAGAUGGUUGAAAUGAAGGAGGAGCCAGACGGAUUGCGAGAUGAAAAUAAGCAGUCGAUCGUUGCUCUUGAGACCGAUUCGAGGAUAAGUCAAUCCACCUCUUUGCUGUGUUCCGAGUGUGGUUUGACUCUGAAGUCAAAGUACACGCUGGCCCAGCACAUGGCCGCACACAAGAAACAGUUUGAGCGAUCCCAUCUUUGCGAGACCUGCGGCAAGGGCUACAGAAGCAGCGCCCAAUUAAUAAUACACAAGCGCACGCACACCGGCGAGCGACCCUAUCAAUGCUCCCACUGCCCGAAGACAUAUUUCCAGAGAACGGCUCUCAAGGCGCAUUUGAUUACCCAUGGCAAGGAGCGUCCAUAUAAGUGCUUACAGUGCCAGAAAGCAUUUUACCUGCCGAGGAAUUUGAAGGACCACCAAAAGCAGCACAAUGGCGAGCGACCCUUUCAGUGUGUCAAUUGCCCUUUGGCCUUCACCAAGAAAGCCAAUCUGAGGACACAUAUGCGACAGCACACAGGAGAGCGACCGUUUAAUUGCGACAUCUGUGGCUUGACAUUUGUCCAGAAUCAGCAUCUAAUAACCCAUCUUCGUGUCCACAACGAGGAUCGUCCCUUCAAGUGCAGCGACUGUGAUAAAUCAUUUUUCGUUAGCGCCAAUCUAAAAAAGCAUCUACGCGUCCACACCGGCGAGAAGCCCUUCAAGUGCGCUGUCUGUGGGCAGGACUUCAAGCACAGUCAUCAUCUCAAAUCCCAUAUUCGCAGUCAUACUGGCGAGCGGCCCUACAGGUGCAGCGAGUGCGAAAAGGCCUUCGCCUCCAACCAAUCGCUGCAGAAACAUAUUGUGUGGCAUGCAAGCAAUAGAGAUCGGGCGUACAAGUGCUCCCACUGCCCCAAGGGCUUCGACAGCUUACGCGGCCUUAAAUAUCAUAUGCGAUUGCACAGAUCCUCGUCAAAGGUGAUGGAGAAGGUGGAGGCUCUGCACCCGUGUCCGAUCUGUAACCUGAGGUUUAGCCUGCAGAAAACCCUGGAUAGACACAUGGCCAUCCACAAUAAGGACCAAAAAAGUAUUGAGAGUAGGAAUACCUCCAGAAGCGCAUGCAUUCACAAGGACGGAUAGUCAUCCCAUUUGUCACUCUCUAUAGAGAAACACCGUUUUCUGAGAAUAAUGCUUUAAGUUCAAAUAAAAAAUGUAAAAUAUUA
Molecule: messenger RNA, 1683 nt
Organism: Drosophila persimilis
Lineage: Eukaryota; Metazoa; Arthropoda; Insecta; Diptera; Drosophilidae
Gene: Meics
Product: zinc finger protein 2
Exons: 2
Coding region: 47-1600 (517 amino acids)
Source: RefSeq, a predicted model, not a curated record